AUGAGCAAUAUUUGUAAUCUUGCUCUUACCUUCAUUUUUAGGUUUUUAGCAAUUUUUCAUUCAUUCAGGCAAAUAAUGUCCAAAAAAGAUCGUCGUCGAGCUUUUUUCGAUAUAGCAGUCGAUGGUAACCUUAUAGGCCGGAUAGUGAUGGAAUUAUUCAAUGAUUUAGCACCACGAACAUGUCAUAACUUUUUAAUGCUUUGUACUGGCAUGGCUGGUGUAGGUAAGAUCAGUGGCAAACCUUUACAUUACAAAGGAUCUACUUUUCAUCGUGUGAUUAAAAAUUUUAUGAUUCAGGGAGGUGAUUUUACGAAAGGUGAUGGUACAGGAGGAGAGUCAAUAUAUGGUGGUAUGUUCGAGGACGAAGAAUUCGCCAUGAAACAUGAUGAACCCUUUGUCUUGUCAAUGGCAAACAAAGGACCAAACACGAAUGGUUCACAAUUUUUCAUAACUACUACCCCUGCACCACAUCUCAAUAAUGUUCAUGUGGUAUUCGGCAGAGUAAUUUCUGGUCAAGAAAUUGUAUCAAAAGUUGAACACUUGAAAACUAAUUCAAAAAAUCGGCCCUUAGCUGAUGUUGUUAUUUUGAACUGUGGAGAACUUGUGCGAAAGAAAAAGCGGUUGCACUCCACUAAUUCCAAUGAAUCCAGCAACUCUUCGACUGCAGAUAAAAAUCGUAAAAAGACAAAAAAAACUAAAGUGAAAAAAAAGAAACGGGAAAGUGGUGGUGAAGUAGAUAUUGCAGAAAUAAAUACUGUCCCUCAAGCAGAGUUGGAAAUAUCGAGUGUAAAGCCAAAUGAUUUGCCUGAAGAAUCCCAACAACAGAAUACGUAUCUUUUAAGGCGAUCAAAGACGCCACAAAACUUGAAAGAAAAAAAAGAUAAAAUAAGUCGUCCUACGAAGCGUUUUUCACGACGCAAUACAAAACAGCAUUCAAAUCGUAUGCGACGAACUCGAACUGGACACAAAAUCAAGGGACGUGGUGCUCUUCGCUUCAGAACCCCUGAAGGCAGUAGUGAUCUUGAUCGAAGUCGUACUCCUCCGCACUGGAGACGGGAACAGAAUCGUGUGAUAACACUUGAAGAAUUGCAUAAGUUACGAGAAAAAAAGAAACUGCAUGAAUUGGAAAAUGUUGAAAAUUUGCAAAGCACUGUAAAUGAAAAAGGAAAACCGGAACUGUCAUCAGCUGUGACCAAACAUCACGAGCGACAAGUAGAAAAGCUUCGUGGUAAACACGAAAAAGACAAAAAUCGCUAUGAACGUAGAUGGAAAAAAACGAGACGAACACCAGAGCGUAUAGCGAGGCAUUUUACAGAAGAGAAAAAAAGCAAAAUUGAUGAUAUUAGUAAUACUGAAAAUUUGAAACCUACAAGGAAGGAUCGUCGAGGCCACUUAUACAAAAAAAAGGAGAAAGUCGAAAGUCAUGAUGAGAGGGAAAGUGCAGCACAAGGGUUGGAUCUGGAUGAGCCAGCAAUUGAGGUUGUCUUAGACGGAGCAGAAGAGAUCAGGGAUAGUGAUGAUGAAGCUAUAAGAAAGCAGCUAUUAAGAGCCAAAGAAAUAGCAGAAGAAAAACUCAAACAAGGAAAAAAAGUGGCAGAAAAUGCUGUGAAUUGCAUUGAACAACAAUGUCAGAAAGCAGCUAAUUUUGGAAAACAAAAAGACAAUCCUGAAAAAGAAAAUCAUCAUCGAGAGCAAAAAAUUAAUGAUCACGAAAAACAGCUAGUCAGUACAAUCAAUAAAGGUGAUGAUCCAGGCGGAGGAACAGAAAGCAAGCAUCAUCAACAAGAAAUCAGAAAUAAAGACUCCAAAAAGCAAGUCGAUCGAAAAAGGAGGAGUCCGAGCAUUGAGAAAAGUAGUUUGAGACGAACAAGUCAAGAAAAAUGUGAAAAUUCAAAGCAAAAGAAAACUCCUGAUCGAAGUUCAAACAGUGACAACCCAGUCGACCAAGGGAGAUCUAUUCAAGAUUUGGAUCGAAGCAAUGGUUCCAAUGCAUCCUCAAAAAAGUUGGAAGAGAACAGUGCUGACAGUAAAGACGGUGAUUUGUUAGAAGAAACAGAUGCAAAUAUGCAACAGUCAAAGCGAAAGGAGAGUAAGGAGAGGAUUGAUGAAAAUUGUAAAGUUCGGAAAUUCGAUGACAAAACAAGUGAACGUGAACGAAAGGAAAGGAGCCGUAGUCAAAGACGCAAAAGUAGAAGCAUUAGUCGCAGGCGCCAAAGUUCAAUUCAUCGUUCAAGAUCUCGUGAUCAUCGUAUGAGGUCUAGAUCACGUUCAAGAGAUCGGAGACUUGGAAGAUGGCACCGUAGUCGACGACCAACAAGGAGAGAAUUAUAUGAUGAACGAAUGCGUCGCAGACGUGAAAGACGUCGGAGUUUUGAUAGAUAUUCAGAUAGGAGGCGCAGUAGAACUAGAAGUCGAAGUCGUAGUCGUAGUCGUAGUCGUAGUCGCAGGCGGGAUGAUGAUCGGGUUUUGUUUUAUGUAUUGAAAUAUAAGCGAGUUCGUUAA
This is a messenger RNA of Thelazia callipaeda (thelaziosis nematode), 2502 nucleotides long. NCBI's taxonomy places the organism in Eukaryota, Metazoa, Nematoda, Chromadorea, Rhabditida, Thelaziidae. The record is from the annotation of a GenBank genome assembly.